AUGUUCGAAUCUCAGCCCAACCAACUCAAUAUCAAGUCGAAUCUUCUGAACCUUGCCCUGUGGGCAUCAAGUAACAAUCGCGUCCAGGCCGUGAAGUCAAUAGCUGAGUUUCGACAAAGACCUGCGGCCAAGCAAAAGCCACCAGCAAGUCACACCAGUCCUAUUAGAUAUGGUAUAAAAAGGAUUAAUCUCCAUACUCCUGUCUCGCAAGGAAGUGUACCAAAGAGAACAAAACCCAAUGAGUCUUUCGUGGAAGCUCGUGCGAGUGGUGAAGUGGUUGUAAAAGCUAAUGUUCCAAUGGAACACAACAAGGAGAUUGUCGAUCUGAUUGGCAAUGAUAUCAAGACAGAGGGAACUCCGGAUCCUUCCACACACAAAGUUUCACCAAACGAUUCAAAGCCUAAUAGAUCACUUGUGGACGCUCUGGUGAAAGUUGAAGAAACUGUAGAGAACGAUUUGUUGGCGGAACAAAAUGACGAGACCAUCGACCCUAUUGAGAAUGACUCGAAUGUCGUUGAUGAUCAAGGUGUCGUUGCUGGCAACAAUGAUUACAACGAUGAUGGCAGUGGUAGUAACGCUGAAUUUGAUGACUCCUUCGACGAUAACUCCUCCGAUGAUCAUUAUGCUGAUGAUGAUGAAGGUGGCAAGCUGCAAGAGUUUAUCAAAAAUGGCAGGUCAGUUAACAAAACGAAGACAUUGUUGGAGUUUGCUCAUAACCAGGUCGGUGAAGAAAUGGCUGAGCUGGGAAAUGACAAUGACCUCGACGAGCCCCCCGAUCAAUGGGCAGAAAAUCUUUUACGACACCUCCAAAAACCACUUGUAGCUCGGCCACGCCAUGAAUCUCAGUCGGCCAGAGCGGUUGAAGAUUGUUUCAUAAAGGCGAUAAAAAUCGACGAGAAUUGGAGUUUUAUUCAUCAGCGGAUCAUGGAUAUUGAGAGAGAAUUUUUCCCCAGCAAAUAUUCAUGUUUGAUUAGGAAGGGUGGUGACAGAUCUCAUCCAGACAUUAGAUUGCUUACCAACGGAUGUACUUGUGUUAAAGGUAAACACAAGUGGAGAAUUUCUCUACGAAAGUUUGGUCCUAUUGGUGCACGGAAAAGUUCGCCCACAAUAGAUGAGGUUAAGUCAUGGUUCAAUCAGAGCUAUCACAAUACCAUUUGUGAUAGCCAGUUUUGUUCCCGUCCAUCGCACUUGUUAGACGAGAACGCAGCUACUAUUGAAGCACGUCGAAGAUGUCGUGCCAAUGCCCGGAAUAGACUUGGUUAUUCUUGUCAAGGUGGAACUGAUCGUCUUCCUCAUAACCCGCCAUGUCUACCUACUAGUCCAACGACAGAGGAAAGUACUCAUUCCGAACUUGUUGGCACACCAGCUCACAUAUCAGGGUUCACAUGGAAACUCCCAUGUCCUGUAAAAUGA
This is a messenger RNA of Botrytis deweyae, 1413 nucleotides long. RefSeq lists its product as uncharacterized. Lineage: Eukaryota; Fungi; Ascomycota; Leotiomycetes; Helotiales; Sclerotiniaceae. The record is from RefSeq and is a predicted model, not a curated record. Bases 1 to 1413 code for a protein of 470 amino acids. The transcript has 4 exons.